CUCACUCUCGAGAGAUCUCUGAAGGUGGGGGCAUAGAGCAGUACAGCUAUUAGCUCCGAGCUGCAGACAUCAUUCCGAGUAGAGGGCAGACGAUUCCAUCGUCAGCGCAGGAACAGGGAGCCCUGGCAACAAUAAGAGACAUACUCUUACCAGACCAUUACACCUUACAGGAAUGGUGAAAGCACCUGGAGCGAGACAGACGCGGACAGAUAGAGAGGGGAUCUGGGAGCAGGCUCCCCUCAGACUAGUGACCGAGAGAAACAGACACAGCAGCAGUUACUGCAGUACUGACUGGUCCCCCUGUCUUCAACUGAACCACAGUACUGACUGGUCCCCUGUCUUCAACUGAACCACAGUACUGACUGGUCCCCUGUCUUCAACUGAACCACAGUACUGUCUGGUCCCCUGUCUUCAACUGAACCACAGUACUGACUGGUCCCCUGUCUUCAACUGAACCACAGUACUGACUGGUCCCCUGUCUUCAACUGAACCACAGUACUGACUGGUCCCCUGUCUUCAACUGAACCACAGUACUGACUGGUCCCCUGUCUUCAACUGAACCACAGUACUGACUGGUCCCCUGUCUUCAACUGAACCACAGUACUGACUGGUCCCCUGUCUUCAACUGAACCACAGUACUGACUGGUCCCCUGUCUUCAACUGAACCACAGUACUGACUGGUCCCCUGUCUUCAACUGAACCACAGUACUGACUGGUCCCCUGUCUUCAACUGAACCACAGUACUGACUGGUCCCCUGUCUUCAACUGAACCACAGUACUGACUGGUCCCCUGUCUUCAACUGAACCACACUACUGACUGGUCCCCUGUCUUUAACUGAACCACAGUACUGACUGGCCCCCUGUCUUCAACUGAACCACACUACUGACUGGUCCCCUGUCUUCAACUGAACCACAGUACUGACUGGUCCCCUGUCUUCAACUGAACCGCUUCCUGUUUCCUCCCACCCGGACCACUGGACAAGAACCAGGCCCAACCGCCUCCAACACUCAGUGUGUGUGGUAAUCUGAGCGGUACCAUUGGCUCCCACACUAUAGUCAGAUCUUCUUACAGGUCUUUGUCCGGGCUGACGUGUCAGAACUGCGCCAGGGAAAUUAUCCAGACCUGCUAUCUCUCCAUCACUAUCUCUAGCACAAAGCUGCUGAAAAGAGGCAGAAAGGAGGAGAGGGUGAAUGGCGGUAUGAAGGAGGAGAGGAGAGGAGAGGGUGAAUGGAGGUGGUGCUGGGGCCCUGAGAGGAAGUAGUGCUUCGUUCUGACUGGAGGAUCCCUCCAUGGGCUGUACCACCCGUUGACACACAGGAGAGAUCAGAGGAGCUCCACUGAAUGAGGUUCCCGCUGCCAUCCAGGAGGCUCGCUCUCAGAGGGAAAUGAUUCCGCAUGAAGUUGACGGACGGCUCUCUUCCUCUCUCCACGGAAACGGCAGGUGUGACUCUCGCUGCUCCCACGACAACAGCAGGUGUGCCCCUCUCUGCUUCUCGCUGAGCCAGAGCCAGGCGUCCGACAGACGCUGAGCUACAGGACAGGACAGACCCCCUCCGUCCCUCUCUACUCCCUCCACCCUACCCCCUCUAACUUACCCCCUACCCCCUCUAACUUACCCCCUCCAACCUUCCAGUCCUCUGACCCCAGCCACCCACACAACCAGCAGGAGGGCCUAUUCUGUCAACGAGGAAAGGCCAAGAGAGAGAGUGAGGGAGACAGCCAAAGACAGGAGUGAAAUAGAGAGUGAACGAGGGAGAGACCGAGAUAGGAACAGAAAGAGAGUUCUAAAGUGAUAGUGUGAGAGAGACGAGCCAAGGCUAGUGUAUGUAACAGGAAGUUGAUAGAGAAAAGAUAACAGUAUGAAGUCCAACCAGGAGCGCAGCAACGAGUGUCUGCCCCCCAAGAAGAGAGAUUUCCCAGCUAGCACUGUGGACGAGAGGCCCCUGGUGAUGGCGCCUGCUAGUGAGAGCCAGCGCGGAGAGAACCUGGCAUGGCUGGCCAGCGUAGCCAGCGGGCACAACAGCGGGCACAAUAGAGACAGUGGCGGAGGUGGCCUCGAUGGCAGUAGAGGUGGGCAGCGUAUCAGCACUCCCAUUGAGUCUGACGGGCCACAGUACAAACCGCUAUGCUCCACCAUCACCACACACACAGACUUCCUGGUCCCUUCCUCUAUCUGUUCCAUCUCCUCCUCCUCCUCUUCAUCACAUCAGUCCAGAGUGGUGACCACAUCCCUCCCUGCCAUGUACACCUCUGCUUUGUCCCAACCAGGGGGGACGAUCCAGUACACCCAGCUGCCCCCCAAUGUCCAGUUCAUCAGUUCCCCUUACACAGGGCCCUACGCUGGCUACAUCUCCUCCCAGCUCCUCUCUCCCCCUCCACCCACCUCCACAUCCCAACGCUCCCACCCUGACCCAUACCCCAACACCACCAUCACCUCCCAGUCCCAGAUCUCUGGUUCCUCUCUGAGCCUGGCCCCCCAGACUGCUCCCUCGCCACACGGUGGGACCCACCACCUGCCCCUCCACCUGCACUCCCACCCCCACCACACCCUGGCCCUCAGCGGGGGCUCCCAGGUGCUGGUCCAGUACACAGGCCCCGGCCCUGAGGGGCCCCUGACUAAGAGAGAGGAGGGCCGGCCCAGGGAGUUGCACAAUGGAGAUCAGAGGGGCCGCUAUGAGAGAAAGGAAAACAAAGGAACCCCCUCCUCUUCUUCCUCCUCUUCCUCUCAGUACCACCAACUCCACCAGCAGCAGAGCGCGCAGCAUCACUAUGAGGCCUACACUUCCCAUGAUGCAUCAGGGCAACGGACCUCUCUAAUGCUAGUGCCCAACAGCCGCGGAGGACCAGACAACCACAGCCCCGACAAACUACGGCCAUCCGCCGCCUCGCACACAGAGAAAGGCAGCCUCCUUCUGGGUAAACCUGUGUCCUGCACCCCCUCCUCCUCCUCCACGUUCACCUUCCCCCCUCCGCUCAGUGUGGAGAGUCUUAAGGCGGCCGUCAGCUCCCUGUCCCCUCACACCCACACAGUCAUCCAGACCACACACAGCGCCAGCGAGGCUUCACCCCUCUCCCUGGGCCAACUCUCAACCAACACCAACUUCUACCAGGCUGGCCCCGGCGGGCAGCCCAUCAUCGGCUACCUGGCUGGGAGUGCAGGAGGGCAGCGGUACCACACCAGUCUGCCCCAGCACCUGCUCAUCCCAGGGGCCCCAGGGUCUCAACCUAUCAUCAUCCCCGUCAGUGGGGCCGGGGUCACCAGCCUGGAAGCUGGCCAUGCUGCCCACAUAGCCACUACAACCCAGCCACAGUCCUUCCCCACCACGCUACCCCACACUUACUUCACCAACACUACCAACCCUAACCCCAACCCUAAAGAUGAGCAUCUAUUUGAGGUCCCGGCGCCCUACCCCCCUCUCUCCCACCCUGCCGGGGUUGGAGGCACUGUGGUCCAGGCCCAGCUACACCUCCCAGUGGUCCCAGCUCCCACAGCCCCCUCCUCAGCUCCCUCCUCGGCCCCGUCGCUGCCUCCCUACUUCAUCAAGGGCUCUAUCAUCCAGCUGGCAGACGGGGAGCUGAAGCGCGUGGAGGACCUGAAGACGGAGGACUUCAUCCAGAGCGCUGAGAUCAGCAGCGAGCUGAAGAUAGACUCGUCCACUGUGGAACGCAUCGAUGGCAGCCACACGUCCAACUUCGCCAUCGUACAGUUCUCCGUGGGUGAACACCGCGCUCAGGUGAGUGUGGAGGUGCUGUUGGAGUAUCCCUUCUUCGUAUUCGGCCAGGGCUGGUCAUCGUGCUGCCCGGACCGGACCACUCAGCUGUUAGAACUACCCUGCACCAAGCUCUCAGUGGGGGACGUCUGCAUCUCCCUCACCCUGAAGAACCUGAGGAACGGCUCCCUGAAGAAGACGCAGCAGACCCAGAACCAGGCUAUUGAGAUCACUACCAGCUGCAAUAUGGGCUCCAUCCACGGCCCCCUCAAGUCCUCCAGGUCAGCCAGGCACGGGGAGCAGGAGAACGGGGUGGGCCAGAGAGGCUCCAGGAGUGGAUGUGGGAGAGUGGUGGUUGGAGUAGGUGGAGGUGUUCAGAUCGCCUCAGAGAAUGGGGAACUGAGGUUCGGCGCCGGGGGAGAGGCCAACUCGAAAGGAGGCCAGCCUGGAGAUUCAGAAUCUAGUGGUGGUGCCGCCAAGCCGGUGAGCCGCAAGAGGAGAUGGUCGGCCCCCGAGGGCCGUAAGGUGGAGAGGAGCGAGAAGGAGCCCCCGUUGACUCUGCCCAAACCUUCCUUUAUCACUCAGGAGGUAAAGAUCAGCAUCGAAGGCAGGUCAAAUAUAGGCAAGUAGUGAAGGCAGGAGAUUUAAACAAGACUGUUAAUUCACGUAUGGGAUUGGAUGGAGAUUCAAAAAAGGAAAAGAAAGAAAGAAAGCCCACAUAAAAUGUUAAUUUUAGAUUGUUUUCUUGUUUUUAUUUUCUACCCGGAUUUCUGUACUGUAGGCAAAAUUUUACCCAGUACUUACAUGUUAUCACCUUACAUUAAGUUAAGUUGGUAAUAACAUUGUAAUAGAUGCGUUCGGUAUUAGGUAAACAAGCAACCUGUGCAAUUGUUUAGGUUUUUUUUCCCACAAAUCUCUGGACGAGGGGUUUUGUGAAGUUUUGUAGAUGUUUUAUUGGUGGUUUUGUGGCACACAAGAGCACUGCGUGAUACCUCUCUGGUCAUGUGACGGCUGCAGGUGGACAAAUACAUAAAAUGAAUAAAACAUGUAGUUAGCUUUCCAAUCGUGGCUAGGGGCAUGACUAAACGGGUGUAAUGUAGACCCGUGAGUGAUGUCACUUCCUUUGUGAUGUCACUUCCUGAUACAGGCACUACUGACGAGAGUGUUCAGGAGGUCUGGACUUAAUCACUCUCGACGCCACCCAGUUGCCAUGGUGGCAGACUGAGUUGAUAUGAUGUCAUUUAUCCCAAGUGACUCAAGACGUCUUUAGAUAAGACAGUUCAAAAAGUGUCUGUAACCAUUUUAAACCCUCAUGACAACACAUCUAAUCCUAAACAAGGGGUCACCGGAAGCCUCUCAUCCAUCUAGACCACUUAGCCAGGUGAUGUCAUCCAGCAGGCCAGCCCAGCCAGGUGAUGUCAUCCAUCUAGACCACUUAGCUAGGUGAUGUCAUCCAUCUAGACCACUUAGCCAGGUGAUGUCAUCCAGCAGGCCAGCCCAGCCAGGUGAUGUCAUCCAUCUAGACCACUUAGCCAGGUGAUGUCAUCCAGCAGGCCAGCCCAGCCAGGUGAUGUCAUCCAUCUAGACCACUUAGCUAGGUGAUGUCAUCCAUCUAGACCACUUAGCUAGGUGAUGUCGUCCAUCUAGACCACUUAGCUAGGUGAUGUCAUCAAUCUAGACCACUUAGCUAGGUGAUGUCAUCCAUCUAGACCACUUAGCUAGGUGAUGUCAUCCAUCUAGACCACUUAGCUAGGUGAUGUCAUCCAUCUAGACCACUUAGCUAGGUGAUGUCAUCCAUCUAGACUACUUAGCUAGGUGAUGUCAUCCAGCAGGCCAGCCCAGCCAGGUGAUGUCAUCCAGCAGGCCAGCCCAGCCAGGUGAUGUCAUCCAGCAGGCCAGCCCAGCCAGGUGAUGUCAUCCAGCAGGCCAGUCCAGCCAGGUGAUGUCAUCCAGCAGGCCAGUCCAGCCAGGUGAUGUCAUCCAGCAGGCCAGCCCAGCCAGGUGAUGUCAUCCAGCAGGCCAGCCCAGCCAGGUGAUGUCAUCCAGCAGGCCAGCCCAGCCAGGUGAGGUCAUCCAGCAGGCCAGUCCAGCCAGGUGAUGUCAUCCAGCAGGCCAGCCCAGCCAGGUGAUGUCAUCCAGCAGGCCAGUCCAGCCAGGUGAGGUCAUCGAGCGGUGCCAGUGUGCCUCUAGAAAGAGGGAACUCUUCCUUCCUUUGUUAUGUUUUGCUGACACUGAUCUCUUUAUGUUAUUAUUUUUGUUUUUGAAACAUUUUUAUUUUAACUUUUUAAUGUAGUUUUGCUUGUCAAUUUUGACCUUUCAUCCUAUCUUGCCCAGUGAGUUGAUAAUUAUAUAUUUGAUGAUUGUCUAGAACUUUGAGAUCAGGGGUCACAUGUAUGUACGUAUAGUUUGAACCAAGGUGGUAAAGAUAAAUGUCUAUGUUAUUCCUUUAUACCCUAACGAUGCAUACAUUUGCAGUCACACUGGGUUGAAAUGAACUAUGAAAAUAGGAAGAUGAUUAUACUCCAUCCUUUUACUUGGUGCAACCUUUUGAUUUUGUAUUCUUAGGGAGAGAGAGGCAGAAAGAAAGUGGCACCCUAUUUCAACAUAGUGCACGACUUUUGACCAAGGCCCUAUCUCUAUGAGCCCGGGUCAAAAGUAGUGCACUAUGUAAGGAAGAGGUUGCCAUUUGGGACUCUGUCAGAAAGUCAGUGUUGAGUCUUUAGAGAGGAGAGGGACAGGAUGUUGUGUUGAAGCACUUUCAUUUGCACACCUGUCACACUCACCAACUGAUGAUAUCACAACUAUUAUUCUUAUUAUUAUUAUUAUUGAUCUCUUCAUUAACACAGUACUGUAUGUUUUUGUUAUUUUGACUUAAGGAAGAAGUAGAACUCUGUGGCAGCAGCACUUUUGAACGAUGAAGGGGGUCAUGUUGAUGUCUUGGUGUCUUGGGGUCACACUACCUUUGAAAGGGAUGAAUGUGACAUGUGAUGGAGUGAGUGCCAGUUAGGGGAGGGAGGGAAAGAGAGAAGAGGAAUAUGGAAGAAGGUAUAAUAUCAGAGAGUGCUUUUUGUUGAGGCACUUUGCUCAAAUCAAAACAUGCUAUUCAAAAUAUGCGUGCGGUCAAAAAAUGUACCUUUUGACACAUAACUGCCUUGUCAAGGAUAUCACAAGUCAAUGAAAUCCAAAAGAAGAAUGGGUAAAGAAUGGGAAUAAUGGUGGGAAUGUCCAGGUAUUUUGUGGACGAGAUUGAGAGACAGUUAUAGAUGCUCUGGCCACAGAAUUUCUGAAGGGCGUCAUAUACAUAAUGUAUGUAUGUAAGUGUGCAUGAAUGCAGGUAUGUGUUAGUGCACACACACUCACACAGACACACACACGGAAUACAGUACCCACACAGACAGGCACUUUCCUAAAGGAGAGGACUGUAUGUAUUUCAUACUUGUUGAUAUACGUUUAGUAUGUAUACAAAUACUUUUGUGGCAUAGAUAUUUCCCCUUGAUGAUGUAGAGAAGCCAAGAUAUUUGAGUAGCAGACGAAGAUGAUAGUUAGUCUCAGUGCUCUGUGCAGUGUGUGUUUGUUGGCGUGUGUGUGUGUACGUGUGUUUGUAUAUGUGUAUAGAAAUAUCAUAUAACUUAAUAUGAUAUAUCCAAUGUAAAAUGUCCAGUGUUUCUGUUUUUGGAGUUCUACUUAAGAGAAUCUUGCAAUUUGCACAUCUGGAGAGGUAGUCAGUUGGGUGACAUUACUUUUUGACUGUGUUCAAAAUAUACUUUCCUCUAUACAGUGCACUGGCCAAAAGUAGUGCACUAUAUAGGGUAUAGGAUGCCAUUUCAGACACAACUAUGUUUUCAGCUAGGUUGCACAUACACACCGAACUGAAACCCCAUUUUACUGAAUUGUAGCAGUUAUUUAACAAGUGUGAUCCAUGCUGAUUGUCUCCAAUGCUCUCUGCUCUGCUCCUCAUUGGACCACACCUGUGGCAUGUCCAAGUCCCGCCCACUUGUUGCGUGUUUGGUUGAGAGACAUUGUGGAGCCGGGGGCGGGGCCACCAGCAGGUACACCUGUUGAGCUCUCUGAUUGGCUGCGUUUUUCAGGUGUGUUUAGGUGGUAGAAGAUGUGGCAGAGAACUAGAAGUAUGUAGAAGUUGCUUCUAACUACUGCUCUAGGUUCAAAUGUUUAGUUCAUCCUGCUAAUGGUUAGUGUUAGGAGUGGGUGCAGGCCAGAGGAGGCUGGUGGGAUGAGCUAUAGGAGGACGGGUUCAUUGUAAUUGCUGGAAUAUUGGAACAGAGUCAAACAGGUGGUUUCCAUGUUUGAUACUGUUCCAUAUAUUUCAUUUCAUCCAUUCCAAUGAGCCCGUCCUCCUAUAUCUCCUCCCACCAGCCUCCUUUGGUGUAGGCUAAUCUGAUCCUAGAUCUGUGGUUAAGAACAACUCCUACGUGGACUGUGGUGAAAUAGGAGGAUGGAUGCGGGUGAUCAGCGUAGUGAUGGACGGAUGGAUGUGUGACUUGGAUGGAUGGAUGAAGACAGAUGGGUGAUGGUGAGUGAGUAUACACCCCGUGGAAAAUGCUUUAUUUUUUAUAAUAAAACAGGGUUUCUCAGAUCAA
This is a messenger RNA of Oncorhynchus mykiss (rainbow trout), 8309 nucleotides long. The record is from RefSeq and is a predicted model, not a curated record. NCBI's taxonomy places the organism in Eukaryota, Metazoa, Chordata, Actinopteri, Salmoniformes, Salmonidae.